Molecule: messenger RNA, 677 nt
Organism: Amborella trichopoda
Lineage: Eukaryota; Viridiplantae; Streptophyta; Magnoliopsida; Amborellales; Amborellaceae
Cellular component (GO): membrane
Source: RefSeq, a predicted model, not a curated record
AUGCUGGUGGCUGAUGAAGUGAUGGAGGAAUCUUGCAUAGUGGAGAUUCGUGCAAUCGUCGGUAGUCAUAUCGGUGCUGAAGAAGGGAAUCGAACCGUUGGGUCGGGUCAGUCAGUAGGCCUCUGGCUGAAAUCAUCCAAUAGGGGAUUCCCUGAUUGGACUGUUUCUUCUGAAGUUGCUGGCAUGGCUGAAAAUGUAGGAAGACUCACUGUAUUAUUUGACACUGGAUUGAAGGUUUCAGGUUGUGGAGGCAUUCGUUUCAAAGGUAGUGUGGCAGGAUUGGCGGUUGUGUUGUUGGCAAUGGGAGGUUAUGGAUCAUACUUGGGUUUUAGAAUUAAAUACUCUGAUGACUUGGAAGAGAAGGCGAAAGCAAAGGACUUGCACCCUAAAUUGUUAGGAGGCAUGUUCUUCUUUUUCGUGGUGGGCGCAACCGGGGGAAUUACGUCCCUUCUCACUUCGGAUAAGCCCAUCUUUGAAAGUCCUCAUGCUCUUACUGGUUUACUUGGCCUCGCCCUCCUCACAGUUCAGACAAUCUUGGCCACAUUAUUCGAGGGGAACCCUGGACUACGAAGUGUACAUGGUGUGCUGGGAACAGGUAUCAUGGGUUUGUUCCUGGUUCAUGCAAUCUUCGGCCUUCAGCUUGCUUUGAGCUACUGAUUACUUUCAGAAUAUCAAUU